AUGCCGCCGCACCAGCUGUCAUCCAGCGCUUUGCUGCCUGACACACCGGACGCGGAGCCUGGCCUGGGCGGGAUCGACAUCUCUUCCGACGUCGUCCGCGCCCGUCAGCCUCCGCCCUCCAUCUGGGACUGUCUCGUCUCCUGCCACAACCGCCUUGGACAACGCCUCGCCAGGAAGCGCGUGGAGCAGGGCGUGCGGCUGUACAACCAGCAGAAGCACGUGGCCGCCGUCAAGAAGUGGAAGCAGGCCCUCCGGCGCAUCAACAAAGACAACGAUCGCUUCAUCACGUUGGGCUACCUCAGUCAGGCGCACCUUGAUUGGGGCAGAUACAGAGAGAUGCUUGACUUCGGCUUCCAGCAGCUCGACAUCGCCAACGAGAUGGACUCGCCGAUGCUGCGCGCCGAGGCCUACCUGACGCUGGCCCGCGGCAACGAGCGCCUCGGCAACCUGGAGAAGGCGGUGUCGUACUGCCGCCACUCGCUCUACAACCAGUGCGACCAGUCCCGCACCACCGGCUACGUCCACCUCACCCUCGGCAACACCUACCUCGUCUACUCCAGCUUCAGCAAGGCCAUCGAACACUACGAGCUGGCCCUCAAGGUGUCCCGCAGCAUCCACGACACGGCGCUCGAGUUGCAGGUCUACUGCGGCCUCGGCCACACGUUCUGCCUCCUGCAGGACUUCGAGAAAUCGCUCUCCUUCAGCGCGAAAGCGUUUGAGCUCUCGAAAAGUUUUCAUAUCAGCGAUCUCAAUUCGAAAUUCCAGCGGCUCUCGCUCGUAACUCUGGCGACGCCCUUGCGCAAACUCGGCCGCCUCCACGAAGCCAAGGAGUGCUGUCAGGACGCGCUGAAGAUGGCGCUGACGGCCGGGGAUCGCCCCACUCACGCUCGCUGCCUCGGGAUCCUGGGCGACAUACAACGACAGUGCCUCGACGUGCAGAGGGCUUACAAGCGGUACGAGGCCAGCAUGCAGCUGAUGAUGAUGCUUGAGGACCGCCAUGGCCAGCUGAUCGCGCUGAACGGCAUGGCCAAGACGCUGGGCCUCAUGCGCCGCCAGUCCAAGAUCUGCGACUGCCGCCCUCUCGAGAUAAACAACAAGGUGAUCGAUCUCGCCUCUUCCCUCGGCUGUAAGCUGAUCAUGAGGUCCGCCCACUUGCGUCUGAUGGAGUUGUAUCGAGUCCUGAGCGACGAUGAAAACAGCGGCCUGCAGGAGCGGCUGGCCAACUGCCUGACGGAGGAAAUGGAGCUCGUGUGCGGCGUGUGCCAUGAGCGGUAUGGCGACCAGGGCGGCAACUCCCUGGAUGCGUUGCCGUGCUCCCACAUUUUCCACGCCAAGUAUGUAUUUCUUCACUGCCUAAGGGAUACCGAGUCAGAUGGUACAAUCUUUUUUUUCUCAGUGUAGUUUUUAUCAUUUAGGAUUUUCGUUCGCCUUAUGAAGCGAAAAAAAUAUCAAUAAACACUUAAAUCUGCCACU
Molecule: messenger RNA, 1473 nt
Organism: Penaeus vannamei (Pacific white shrimp)
Lineage: Eukaryota; Metazoa; Arthropoda; Malacostraca; Decapoda; Penaeidae
Source: RefSeq, a predicted model, not a curated record